AAAAUAUAAAAAUAUAAAAAAAAACACAAUGUCCAAACACAAUACACGACUCGAUAGGCAUGUUAAGUUUAGGAUUCUUCAGGAGGACAGGUUACAAUCACCGAGACAAAAAGAGGAUAAUAUCAAACGGAAAAAGAGCACUUCCAAAUCUGAAAAUCUUACUGAACGUGGCCUAUCAUCUUGUCUGAUCAACAGCUCGGUAGAUCUGCGGAUCACAGGAGGUGAGAAUGACCCAGCACAGCGCAAUGUUGGAAAAUUGCCUCGCACCGACAGCGAGUGUCAGUUCAAAGCUCCGGGAUACCGAUUUCUUACCGAACAAGAUACUACAGUGAACACCCAUGAGGUCAAGAUGAGCCCCAGGGUAGUGACGAAAAAGGAUUUAAGGCACAAAUGUGAUUUCUUUGCUAAGAACAAGGACGCACGACCGUUUAAGAAUAAGAUCACGCAGACGCUUUACAGAGAAUCCUCUGCGCAGACAAUGGCUUAUUUGCCGGAGAUUUUUGAAGCAAACAGCGUUGAAACCUUGGAACUGUUUUCCCUGCCAUCUAUAUUCCCAGUAGCAAAUCGACCGGGACUCCAUGAAGUUGAGAUUCUGGAACGCGCCAGGAAACGAUGGGCCUUUAGUGAUGCCCUAAAGAUUCACUUCAAAAACCUACUUCAAGACGCCAGGAAAGUGGCGAUAAAAACAGAGCUCAAGGAGAUUUUGGAGGCCAUUGAAUGGGAGCAGUGGAUACAGCGUGAGGAGGACAUUCAAGAGUGCCAGAUGAUGCGUCUCCAGAUCGUGAUUAAAAUGUUUGAUAAGCGGGAGAAGGAGAUGCACACCGCUUCAAAGACUCGAAUCGAAACAGCCUGCGAGCGAAUCGAGAAGCGACGUCAGGCGGGUUUGCGAAAAAACGAGAUCGAGUUCCAACGGGGAAUGCGCCGAAUGGAGUUCCAACUUACGAAGAAUCCGCGAAGGUGGGAGAAGCAAAGUCCCAUGUACGCGUUGGGAUCACCCAGCUCGGAGUUCUACGCUCCGCUUUUAAGAUACGGCGUGGAUCCGGCGCGUCGCAACUUUGUGUCCAAAACAGCACAAAAAGCCUUCGAUAUGAGAAUCGAUGACUUAGAGAAGCGAAUCAACAAUACCGACUUCAAAUGUCCGUUUAGAAAGCUUAAGGAUUGGUCCAAGCCCAAAAAGUAUGACAAGGAAUAUGAGCGGAACUUCUGCAAGGAAGACAAUCUACAAAAGCUCUUCGAAUCUCUGAAAGGCCUAAGAACACAGGCCAAUGCGGAGAGAGAAGAACCAAAAUGUCUAGUACGGCGAAGAAAACCCGAAUUGGGUAGAGCGGCAUCCCAAAUAACCCUGGCCUAUCUAACUGACUUGUACGAAAGGAGCGAUUCUGAUGAGGAAUAUCGUAAAUCGCGAGCUUACGGAUCCUUUUCACCACACGCAAAGCCGGGGACGAACAAAGUCUCAGAGACCACACUAUCGCAUUUGAAGAACGACAGGAAGCGCGAAGAAAUGGAGCACAUGUUGAACAUUUAUGAGGGCACCUACGUGGGUUGGGUGAUGCAGUUCCUCUCGGAGGAGAUGACCCGACUUUCGGAGCUGCGAAGGCUUCACUUCUUCUCGAUUAUGGCCCAAAAGGAACGCUGGAGACGCGAGGCCGCCGAAGCCGGUCUGCGACAGAAGGAGAACGAAUUGAGAUUGUUGUACGAGGAGCUUUUCCAACAUUGCAAUGUGGUCAACAAUGAGAUCUCCAAUAAGUAUUUUGCCAACAUUCUGAGCUCUGAUAUGUACGGCAUGGCCGAUGGCCUUGCUGGCGAGACAGUGAGUGAAUUGGCCAAAAAGAUCGAUGCGGAUAUAUUGCGAUGGCUAGAGAGCUUUAAGUUGAUCCAAAACCCCCUUACCUAUGUGCCACUACGAAUAAUGUUGAAUGACAUGAUUUCACCGAAUAUGAACAAUAUUCUGCAGCGCUACGAGAAUUCCCUGAUCGCCCAGUACGUAUUGGAGGAUGUGAUUUUCCCAAAGGUGUGGAAUGAACUAGAUCCGUUUGAUAUAGGAUGUACUUUAACGAGUGAUCUCAUAGAUCGCCUAAUCGACAACGAUUUGUAUCUGAUGUCCACUGACAGCGAAAGUGAAACCCCACAAAAAACUUCCUGGCGCGAAGCUCAUGCCAUCAUAAGAAAGAUCAUACGACAGGCAGUUCCUGGCGAUCGUUGGCUUCAAGAAAAUGAGCGUAUUGUUAACGAAAACUAUAAUGAUCUAUUUGACGACGUGUUCGCAGGCAUAUUUGACAAGUCUGAAAAUCCUCCAGCCGUGAGGCCAUCACAACUAAUCGAGCUCUGCCCUACUGUCUCUCAUAAUUACAUUCAUCACAUGGACAAUAUACGCGAGAUGGAAAACUUUCAUACCGAAAAUGCUACCUCACAGCCAGGAUCAGAAUUUGAAAAAAAACAGUUGUUAAACAUAUUAAGAAAACGCAAAGAAGACAAUAUUACAAGAAAUUUACAAAACUUUGAUAAUCCCCUGGCGGGUGAAAUACCAUCUGACAGCGACAUAUUUCUAAGAUCUCAAAUAUUCAAUCCAAUGCCACUUCCAACGACGACACCAAGUGAUUUGUUCAGUCUUAGAAGCACUCUCGAUGUUUCGCAUGCCUCAAAAUUGGGAUCAUUUGUCGGCAGGGGCUAUAGAGUAAUGCUUCCCAGUGAGGAAGAAAAAAAUUCUAACGUUGAUGUAUCAAAACUUCCGAUAGAUAAUGACGAGGAAGAAAAAUUUGAAUUGCCAGCUUCAGAGUUUUCUGAAAUUACAGGGACUGAUAUAGACUCGCCGAAGGUAUCAUUUCAUAAAAUUCUGUCGACAAUGGAAUUGAGGACGAGGAUUUCAUCAGCAUCUGAAUCGCACGAUAAGCAACCAGAAGAAGAGAAUUUAAAACCACUGGAUUCAUCUCCAUUAAAAUUAGAAAGCUUAACCACCCCAUCUCCUGGUGAAGCGAAAACUAGAGACUCCCCUUCAGUUGAAUUAAAGCCGGUUACUGAAUUAGUUUCUGAGAAUGUAAUACCCACCACUUCCUUGGGUACUAGUAGUAUAAUAACCAACGAUACAAACACAACAACAAACGAUUUAGACCAAGAAAAGGAAACGUCUAGGGAAAUGCGCUCGGUAGUCGAGUUCAAUCUUGAGCCUCUAAACAGACCGGAAGCCGAACUCGGACUGGAUGCCGAACUCGGACCGGAUCUCGAAGACGAACCGGGAUCCGAACUUUUGCUCUGGCCAGAACGGGAGUCCUUUAUCCCACCCGUACGUUCGUCGGGGGUCAGAAAUUCAACAGUCGAACCGAUUAAAUCUGAGAAAGGAUCGCAUUCUUCUAAAAGGCCUAGAAAUAAAUCCAUAACCGAUCAAUAUGAAGUUGAGGAAAGAUAUAUUGGCUCCGUGAGCAAGAACCAUAUCCAAAUUAAGGACAAAACCGCUGAGAACAUAGAUAAUAUUGUACCAGAAUCUGAAUAAAAACUAAAAAUGUGUGCUGAAAAGAG
Molecule: messenger RNA, 3513 nt
Organism: Drosophila melanogaster (fruit fly)
Lineage: Eukaryota; Metazoa; Arthropoda; Insecta; Diptera; Drosophilidae
Exons: 3
Coding region: 29-3487 (1152 amino acids)
Cellular component (GO): axoneme
Source: RefSeq, marked reviewed